Messenger RNA from Talaromyces rugulosus, 885 nucleotides. RefSeq lists its product as uncharacterized. Bases 1 to 885 code for a protein of 294 amino acids. NCBI's taxonomy places the organism in Eukaryota, Fungi, Ascomycota, Eurotiomycetes, Eurotiales, Trichocomaceae. The record is from RefSeq and is a predicted model, not a curated record. The transcript has a single exon.
AUGUCGGCAAGACCACCAGAGAACCCAGCGCUCUCUGACAUGCAAGGAGAACAUGAUGAGCCCUCAACGCAGACGAUCCAGGAAUGCCUAGCAUGGAUGGGCAGAUACACUCAGCCUGAUAGGGUAGCUAAUCUCGUUGAACGGAAUCGCUACCUAUCCAUCGACGGAAAUCUACUCCUUCACCUGAUACAAUGGAUGCCCUCUCUCUUCCCGAAGGCGCAGUGGAUUGAAGGGCCUGCAGUAACGACCGAGCCAUCCCAGAAUACGUUGGCAACAGCAAUGCUCAUUACCGCUUUUAAACGCGUACAAAUUCCAGUUAUUUCAUAUUUCUGUUGCAACGACCAAAGAAACCACGCACCAGUUUCUUACGGAACGGAGCUACUGAAUAUGGUCUUCGCCUUGAUCUACCAAAUCUCAACUAUCAUCCCGGAAGAUCUUUCAUCAUGGUUAGAUUCUGAGGAUAUACCUGACCUAUCAGCCUCGCGGCUCAACUCUCUCCAGCCAGAUCUGCAAAGUCUUCCUGCCGCGAUUGAGCUACUCGGAGACAUGCUAGCUAUCGUCCCGUCGUCGGUAUUUGCCUGCUGUAUCGACGGCCUCCAAUUUCUCGACAAAGAGGACGAAGGGGAAGGGUACAAAGCCUGUUUCCAACAAUUUGUUAAAGUGUUGGGAUAUGCCCAAACAGGAUACCCGCGCGUGCUGAAGAUAUGGCUUUCGACUGACGGGCAUAGCGGGUCACUUCAAGAUGCAGUGGAAGAGAGAUGGAUGCAGACGCGCAAAACUGUUUGUGAGAACCAGGAUGAGUCGCUGAGAAUCGAUAUGAUCCAAUCACUGGAGCAACUGGAUAUGAUGUACAUGAUCGACGGACUUGUAUUUGGGGACCACUGA